AUGACACCACCAAGAUAUGGACAACGUAAUUCUGAAAACCGCAGAGUCUAUUCAAACCUUGAGGUAACAGAUGAUUCUGCGAUAGCACAAGGAAAUAACCAUUGCUAUGAACACGAACAUGAGUCGACCAGGAGAAAUCCGACGGAUUCACAUAUUGGCUAUGAGCAAGAAGAACGAUAUGAGGAUCUGAGGGAGAGGAAUCAAGCACCUGAUAUGUAUGGAUCAAGGCGGAAUUAUGCAAUAACACAUAAUCCAAGGCGAAAUGAAUCUGAGUUCAUGCACCGGGAAAGGACGCCCGAAUCACGUUGUAGGCAAGAACAGAGGACAGCUGGGAGUUCUGAUCCUCUUAUAGUAUUAGUACAAGGCUUGCUAGAUAGACUUGAUCAUAGAACCGGUGAAUCAUCAGAGCGAAGACCAUCCUCCCCUCCUGAUUACCUGAAGAUGGUCACGUUAAUGAAGAAAUUUGGAACCGUUAGAUAUCCUGGAGGAACAAAUCCCUUCGACGCGUCAACAUGGCUGAGGAAUUUGGAGAAAAACUUUCGGGCCAUCCACUGCCCUGAUAAUUUCAAGAAGGAUGUGGCAAUAUACUACUUGACCAAAGAUGCUUCUGAUUGGUGGGAUAACGUGGAAGAAUACUAUAUGGGAAGAGAGAUCGACUGGGAAGAUUUUAAAACGGAAUUUGAAUGGAAAUACUUCCCACCUGAAGCAAAAGACCGGCUGGAGAUUCAAUUCUUGGAGUUAACUCAAGGCAACCGGAAAGUCAGGGAGUAUGAGGCAGAGUUUACAAAGCUAAGGAAAUAUUCUCCUUACGGAGCAAGGAAUGAAGAGAUAGCAGUAAAUGUUGAAGAAGGUAUGGAAAAGGAGCAAGCCAUGAUGAAGUAUGCAGAGCCAUCUCGCAGAACUGAAGGUUGUCCUUAUAGUCAGGGAAGAAAAGCUCCUGAUUAUAUUACUUGCUUCUCGUGUGGUGAGAAAGGGCAUUAUGCCAACAGUUGUCCCCAUAAGAGACAAGUUACGCUUCCAGCACCACCCACUAGACUAGCGAUUGAACCAGCCCCGAAGCGCCAGGCAGUUGGAAAGCAAGUGAAUGCUUUAGAGUUAGGAAAGCUCGAACCACAACAGCCCCAUCAGGGCCCGAUCACAGGAACAUUGUGUGUUGGUGGAGUUUAUGUGCAUGUUCUCUUCGACUCGGGUGCCACACAUAGCUUUGUGAUACCCGAGGUAGUGUCGAGUUUUAAGGGAACCUUUACUAGAGUAAAGGUAGGUGUUUCAGUUAGAACCCCUGGAAACCAUAACCUUCGUACCGAUAGUUGUGUACUUGGGAUUCCAAUCUAUGUGGGAUCAACGGUUUAUCCGACAGACCUGCUAGUUGUUCCUUUAGGGAAACACGAAGUGAUUUUGGGAAUGGACUGGCUGUCGAGAUACUACAUGCAGUUGGAUUGUGGUCGAGGAAGAAUUACACUUGAAGAAAGAGGACAACCAUCAACGACAUACUAUGGAAUAUGUCCAACUGCUGGAGUGUCACUUGUAUCUACCUUAAGAGUUGAGAAAGAUUUGAUCAAGGGCGAGGUAUAUCUUGUAACUCUAACUACCCUUGGAGGAGAAUUGAAAGAAGGGACAAAGUUGGAAGAGAUAGCAGUAAUAAGAGAAUACCAGGAUGUAUUCCAGCCAUUGGAAGGAUUACCCCUACCACGAAGUGAUCCUUUCACCAUUACAUUAGAGCCGGGAGCAGCCCCAAUAGCUAAGGCACCUUAUCGAAUGGCUCCAGCUGAGCUUGCUGAAUUAAAGAAGCAGUUGGAAGAUUUGAUAGAAAAAGGAUUUAUCAGACCGAGUUCUUCACCAUGGGGAGCACCAGUCUUAUUUGUAAAGAAGAAAGACGGUACCAUGCGGUUAUGCAUCGAUUAUAAAGGGAUUAAUAAUGUUACAGUAAAGGACAAGUAUCCCUUGCCAAGGAUCGAUGAAUUGUUGGAUCAGCUUCAGGGGGCAAGCUGGUUCUCAAAGAUAGAUUUGGCAUCGGGAUACCAUCAAAUCCCAAUAUCAGAGUUCGAUAUCAUGAAGACGGCUUUUAGGACCCGGUAUGGCCACUAUGAAUUUGUGGUAAUGCCUUUUGGUCUUACUAAUGCGCCGGCUGCUUUCAUGCGCUUGAUGAAUGAUAUAUUUCGUGAUUGUUGGGGUCAAAAACGUGAUUACUUGGAUAAAUUUGUAAUCAUCUUUAUUGAUGAUAUACUUAUUUAUUCCAAGAGUAAAGAGGAACAUGCAGAGCACCUCCAAAAGGUGUUGGAGCGAUUAAGAAGCCAUAAGUUGUUCGCCAAGUUUAGUAAAUGUAGUUUUUGGAAAAGGGAGAUUGGAUUCCUUGGUCAUCGAGUGUCAGAGAAGGGAGUUGCAGUAGAUCCUGAAAAGGUUAAAGUAGUUAAGGACUGGCCACGCCCUACCAGCGCUACCGAGAUUCGAAGCUUCCUAGGAUUGGCUGGGUAUUAUCGAAAGUUUGUGAGGAACUUUUCCAUCAUGGCCAAACCCUUGACGAGGUUGACUGGGAAAGAUAUAUCAUUUGAAUGGGAUAAGAAAGAGGAAAAGGCUUUUACACAAUUAAAGGAAGCUUUGACGACAGCACCUAUUCUUGCAUUACCUACUCCAGGAAGACCUUACACAGUAUAGACUGAAGCUUCUCGAGUAGGACUGGGUUGUGUACUGAUGCAGGAUGGAAAGGUCAUCGCCUAUGGUUCAAGACAAUUAAGGAAGCACGAGGAGAAUUACCCCACCCACGAUCUAGAGAUGGCCGCAGUGGUAUUUGCUUUAAAAAUAUGGAGAUCCUAUCUUUAUGGCGAGACGAUUCAAAUCUUUACUGAUCACAAGAGUCUCAAGUAUCUCUUUACUCAGUCAGAUUUGAAUUUGAGACAAAGGAGGUGGAUGGAAUUUAUCACGGAUUAUGACUUACAAAUCCAAUAUCACCCAUGAAAGGCGAAUGUGGUAGCAGAUGCACUGAGUCGGAGGAGAAAUGAUACAGCUAUUGAGAAAGACUUAGAAGCCUUAAACGCAGAAUUCAAGAUGAUUAGUCUUUCAGCCAUAGAAGGCGAGGGCAGCGAGCCAUUGGGAUUGCGAGCAGUGAAUCAAGCAAACCUCCUGCAAAGAAUUCGAGAAGAGCAGAAGGAAGAUGUGAAGCUAAAGAAGAUUAUAAAAGAACUUGAAGAAUCAGGCGGAAGAAAGGAUAGUGGUUAUCAUUUGGCUGAUGACAGAAGU
Molecule: messenger RNA, 3234 nt
Organism: Brassica napus (rape)
Lineage: Eukaryota; Viridiplantae; Streptophyta; Magnoliopsida; Brassicales; Brassicaceae
Exons: 5
Coding region: 1-2652 (883 amino acids)
Molecular function (GO): zinc ion binding; nucleic acid binding
Source: RefSeq, a predicted model, not a curated record